Molecule: messenger RNA, 816 nt
Organism: Fusarium venenatum
Lineage: Eukaryota; Fungi; Ascomycota; Sordariomycetes; Hypocreales; Nectriaceae
Molecular function (GO): oxidoreductase activity, acting on the CH-OH group of donors, NAD or NADP as acceptor
Source: RefSeq, a predicted model, not a curated record
AUGCCUUCUUACCUAAUCACUGGAACUUCCCGAGGACUCGGAUUCGAAUUCGUCCGUCAGCUGUCUGCUGAUCCAAACAACACCGUAAUUGGAUUUGUUCGCAACAAACAAGCUACUGACGAGAAGGUUGAACGAGAACUACCUGGUAGAUCUAACAUCCAUACAAUCCGAGGAGAGAUUCAGAAUUAUGAGUCUGUCAAGAACCUGAUUGAUGAGACGGCUAAGAUUACAGGUGGCAGUCUCGACUACGUCAUCGCAAAUGCUGCUUUGCAGUCUGAAUGGUCUGGCCACAAUCCAAUUGGAGUAUUGGGCUCGGAGCCAGAGAAACUGGAGGAAGACUUGAUCGAGUCUUACAAGAUCAACACAGUUGGGAAUGUUCAUCUGUUCAACUUGGCCCUGCCACUGAUCCGCAAGGGUCAAGCUAAGAAGAUCAUUGGAAUCUCGAGUGGUAUGGCAGACCCCGACUUCAUCACUCAAUUUUCGAUUGUCGACGGUGCACCUUAUUCGAUGAGUAAAGGCGCCCUGAACAUUGCAAUUGCCAAGUUCGAUGCUCAGUACAGGAAGGAGGGGAUCUUGUUCAUGGCAAUUUCACCAGGACUCGUUGCCACCAAAGACAUGUCAAAUGUCACAGAAGAGGAGCUGAAGGGUUUCGCCGCGAUGGUAUCGGCAUUCCAAGUCUACGCACCACAUUUCACAGGACCAAUCAGUCCUGAAGAGUCUGCCAAGCAUGUGCUCUCUGUUGUGGACAAGGCUAGUAUCGAGUCCGGUAGCGGUGGAAGCUUUGUGUCACACUUUGGAAAUAAGCAGUGGCUAUAA